This is a messenger RNA of Aspergillus versicolor CBS 583.65, 655 nucleotides long. RefSeq lists its product as uncharacterized. The coding region runs from base 96 to 428 and encodes 110 amino acids. The transcript has a single exon. The record is from RefSeq and is a predicted model, not a curated record. Lineage: Eukaryota; Fungi; Ascomycota; Eurotiomycetes; Eurotiales; Aspergillaceae.
CCGCAAACCUGAUUCCAGAGGCGAGUCUGGACUGCUGAGUCAGCUCCAAAUUGGAACACGCCGGCGGGGCCUUUCUUCUUUGGGAAUGUCGAGAAAUGCUCACGCGCCUUGGCAGUGGGCACUCUAGUCUAAUUAGGUUGGCGUAUUUCCCCCAGCCUCCAGACAAAAACGGAGACAAAACUGCUAGUCCUAUUAAGGCUAGCGUCACUGUUUGCCAUUUCCAGCCAAUUGCACGAGGGGUAUCUUCUCUCAGCUUGUGGAAAUUGGCCCUGAUGCCUGGUAGAUGCUUCGUGACAACCAGCGGAGAUCGAAUUCCUAGUAUAAGUGCAGCUAUUUUGAAAAUUACCAAUAGAUUGGACUCCUAUAUUGCGUUAGUAGCUUUAGCAAAUCCAUGUGAGAGUCGUCGUUUUUUUCGCAAAACAAGCUAAGCCAGUCAACCCCACAUGUCGCGACUGUCGAGGGAAGGAGAGGGGAUUCUUUCUCCAAGACAACAAUCUCCCCUCUUUCUUCUAACAAGUGAUGCACCCGGAAUUACACCUGAAUGAAACGUUUCGCUAGACCCAUCUUUCAGCCUCCACGCCUGUUUCGACCUACCUUGUCGAUUCUACAGGCCAGACACGGCUCGAGACCUAUCGCGAACAUGGCAACAUCCUCU